This is a messenger RNA of Plectropomus leopardus (leopard coralgrouper), 5032 nucleotides long. The record is from RefSeq and is a predicted model, not a curated record. NCBI's taxonomy places the organism in Eukaryota, Metazoa, Chordata, Actinopteri, Perciformes, Serranidae.
AUAAACGUGCUGCUCAUGGACGCGGUGAGAGGAGCCGGCUGUGGAGUAUCUUUAGCUCGCUUGUCAGCAGUGUAGUAGCUCUCUAAAAUGUACUCCGUUUUAAUAAACGCGGUGUUGUCCAGCUCUCCUGAUCACGACCUGCUGUUCGAGUCUCUGACCUGGCCGAGUGACUCGUGGCCGGGGACGGAGCGGGUCGAGGCGCUGGCAGCCUUCAUCGAAGGACUCGCACCGCUUUUGGCUGACGCGACUACGUUUUCAGCGGCGAAAAGAAACUCUAUCAAAGAUAAGAUUGAGUCAGUGAUCUGGAGCCAGUGUCUGCCUCUGCUCUGCAGGAUAUCGGCAGAAGCCGGUGGGGACAUGCGGUGCAGGGAGAGCACCGCUGCUGCCUGCAGACUUGUGAGUAUCUGUGUCCCGCUGUGUGACGAGGCUGUGCCGGGGCGAGUGGCUCUGUCUGUCCUGCCGUGGCUCAAGCUGUCAGAGGAGGAGGUUCACGCUCCGGGACGACUCAGUGUGGAGGUUGCAGUUGAAAUCAUGGCUGCUCUUGUACCCUCUCUGUCAGCGGAUGAGCAGCUCUCCACGGUGUCAUCAGCCUUGUCAUGCAUCAAAACACUCCCUGAUGCUCUGGUUUCUAAAAUCACAGUCAGGCUUCUGUUAACUGUCCUGAGCUCCUGCAGCGGUGCGAGGUCAACAAGCAUCCUCAGCUUGAUCCUGGAUGACCUGUGCAGCUGGCACGCCUCUGACCGCUCACCUGUGGUCACCGAGCGGGCGCUGCUGUGCCUGACCGCCCUGUCAGACCACCUGCUGAAACCCUCCUCUUCUUCCUCCUCUUCUUCCUCCUCCACCUGUGAGCCUCGUCUGUCCCUUCAGUUCUGGAGGAUGGUUCAGGAUGGACUGACGCACAGAGACAGCGUGUCACGUAAAAGGGCGUUGUACCUGUUGAAAAUGUGCGUGUCCCUGUCAGAGGAGGAGGGGGUGGACUGUCCUCUCUGUCCAUUAGAGGACGGUGAGAUCUUGUUCAGAUGGGCCUCUCACACCAGCACGUUGCUUCGAGAGUUCUGGGAGGAUUAUGCUCUGGUGAUGGAGACCCUGGAGGAGAACCAGAUUCAUGUCGUCCGGCCAGUUUUAAACAGAAUAGACACGUUGAUUCAAACAACAGUGAAAGAUAGUCAAGCUUCAGGUGAAGUCCUCUUCCACCCCUCCUGGCUGCUGUGUGUUUACCAGCGCAUGUUCCACAGUGAGAAUAAAUCCUUAAUGAGAGAGGGAGUGUGUCAUCUGCUCGAGCUGCAGGUCCUCCAGCAGCCAGCUUUUUCUUUGGCCUUUUCUCAGUUUAUUGUUGGCCCUUUUAUGGAUGUUCUGUCUGAAUCUUCACUCUUCCAAAGGUCAGUUGGGCAGAGUGUAGGAGAAUGUCCUGAUCUCGGGGCUAAACUCCAAGUCUUCAUGACCACCUUCUUCAGCAGCUUACCAUCCGAGCACAGAGGCAGAAUAUUGCUGCAGAUGAUUCAGCAUCUGUGCAGCAAGCACUGGUGUGCGGUACCCCUCCUCUUCCUCACCCAGGCUCUAUCCAGACUCCCCCCGAGUCCACUGCUGGGGGUCGAGGGGCUCACUGCUCUCAGAGAGGUGCUGCGCUGCACCAUGAUCACUCAUCAGGUCCUGCUGAGAGGUGCCUCUCAGUGCUUCCUCCUGAAGAGCGCCCUCAGUCUCACAGAAGUGAGCGCAGUGACCCUCGAUGAUGUUUUUAGUUUCCUGAUGGAUUUUCGUGCAGACGAGUCACUGCGUAGAGGGACGCAGAUAUGGAAUCAGGUGUGUGCCUGGCUGUUGGAAAACGAAGGCCGUUUCAAGCUGAGGAUUAUGGAUGAAAAUUGUACUGAUGCUUCCACAAAGCAAGAAUCUGUAAAAGGCUACAUUCAAAGUGAGAUACACAGCUUUCUCCGAGUCCCAGCCAGCACGGGUCACACUGAGAGGUUACCCGACUCCAGAGAGGCCGAUAAGUUGGCCCGUGCCAUUCUGCUGUUUGUGGACAUGGAGAGGAAUCAACUCGGAGCAGAGGUCGGUAACACUCUGGAGAUGUUACUGUCUCCGCUGCUGGACACCCUGAGCAGAGUCAGCACCAACAUCUACUUGCCUCUGCGCAAGAGUGACAAGAGCCUGCAGCUCGUGCUCCGACUGCUCCAGCUUGGAGAAACACCAAGCUGUCAGCAUGCUGGAGAGGAGCAAGUAGAUAAUGUGAUGGUUGCCAUGGAGAGGCUCAUUUUUAAACACGUUGAUUCAAUCCAGGAGUUUAUUUUGAGGCGGCUAUGCGGUGAGCUGCAUGAGCUGUUUGAUGUGGAGCGGGCUGAGUUGUAUCUGAGUUUCCUGAGGCAGCUGGUGGUCAUGUACAGUUCUACUCCACAGCAUCACAGUAAAAUGCAGCAGACCUAUUUCCCCAAACUCAUCAAGUACAGUCUGAAGGUCUUACAAGAACCAAGCCAGCUGAUCCUCUCACUUGCAAGCCAGGUGGCUAAAGCGGUUGCGAUGGCAUCUCUGGCUACGGUGUGUGGUCUGCUGGAAGUGACUGACAUCCGAUCAGACACCAUUUCUGCUCUGAAAUCACUGAACGACUACUUCUACAAUCAAGAGUCAGCUUCUUCCCAAAGUCAGUCCUCUUUAGGAAACCUUAAUAAAUGCCUGGGAAAACCACAGACAGGAGACGGUUCAAGUGAUGUGGGAGUGCAGGGUCGUCAGCUGAAGAACUGGGGACGCAUUGCUGCCAACUUUAUGCGGGACCAAUGGAUUUGUCUGAGCUUCCUGAUUAAAGCUGUUGGGAUUCCUGAGUCCGUACAGAUUUUCAAAGCAUCUGAGACUCUUAAGGCCGCUCUGAGCUGCAGUGUGGAGGCCCUGGCUCUGCUGCCCAGUGACCUGGUGCUGCCUGUGCUCAGCUUUAUGGAGACAGUGUUGCCACAAUUAUUGCUUCAUGAGGAGGCCCUGUGUGUGGAGGCUGUGACAGUGAGCUGGGAGCUGGUGCAGGGGCUGAGCAACGCCGCCCAUGACUUCUGGCCGGCCCUGAAAGGCUUCGUCUCCAUGGCCUUCCACAGUAAACUGCUCGAGCUGACACACACUUCUGCUCCGACACUUUUGGCCACCUUGAAACAGAUUGCCACUGAGCUGAUGGAGCUGUCUCAGUCAAAGAGCGGAGUGUUCGGUGUGCUGCUUCAACACUGCUGUCACACAUGGCUGCCCACAGACCGAGGCAGCGGUGACACAGCCGGCACCGUGUUUUCUAGUGUUUUCAGCCACAUCAACAUCCUCGCUGAGGCUUGUGUGUAUGGACCAGUGUUCAGACGAGAUCAACGGCUCAUCCAGGAUGUCCAAACAUACGUGGAGCAACUUGGUGAAGAGUGUGCUGCCAAUGUUGCAGUUACAAGUGAUAACAGGGAUGACCAGCUGCCCCGCACAUGUGUACUCGCUUUCCUCAGCCGCCUGGAUUCCUCUAAUCUGCAGCAUGAAAGACUGAUGGAAGAAUUAGUUAUGGAUUUGUUAAAAAGGGAUAAUGACAUAUCAAAGUCAAAAGUGCGUUACUAUAGCAACUCCCUGCAACAUCGUGUCAAGAACAGAGUGUGGCAAACGCUGCUGCUGUUGCUGCCCAAACUCAGAGAGGAGUUUGUCUCCACUGUACUCAACUGUGUGUUUGAAGCUGGAUUCUGCAGCAACCAGGCCUCAGUCAAGUACCUGAUCGAGUGGAUGAUGAUUCUGAUUCUCGUGCGGUAUCCACAACACAUGGACAGCUUUUGGGCCUGCUUCUACAGGGAUCAUGAAAAGACCAAAACAAGCGUCUGCACCUUCUUGUCAGUCCUGGUGCAUUUCAGUGUCAUCCUUCCUAAUCUGAAGGAUGAGGCUGCGCACCUGCGUAAAGCGCUGGACAUCAUCCUGCAGUGGUGCUUCAACCAUAACUUCAGCGUGCGUCUGUAUGCCUUACUGGCUCUAAAGAGGGUGUGGGGCUUGGCUGGGGGCCGGGCAGAGGAAGGGGCCGAUGGUUUUGGAGGGGUGUCCACAGUGAUCAAGGCCUGUCUGAACCAGGCUGAGGCGAUGCAGAGCACCGGAAAUGCCAACAAGAACUGGACGAGGAUUCAGGAGCACUUCUUCUUUGGUGCCUUUCAUCCAAUCAGGGAUUACAGUGUUGAGACCAUAUUCUAUACUUUCCCCAGUCUGUCAGAGUUGGUGGAUGAUGAGUGGAUUCCACCCUGGAAGUUUGAGAUAUUGUCGUGUUUCUCUGAAAGUCCAUCUUUUCCUCUGAGAAAUCCUGCUCCUGACCUGAGCCUGCUCCAGCCUGGAGACUGGAUCCAGCAAGACAAAGGUGAACAGAAUAAGGAGGAGCGCUGGGCAGAGGUGCAGAAGAAGAUCACUCCCUGGCGGUUGGGGAUCCAGGAGCAGGAGCCUGAACUUCAGCUCGUUCCACAUCAGAGGGCUGCUCGCCUGGGCAAACUGCACAGCGCUCUGCUGGUGGUAGCCUCGCUUAUCGACAAGCCCACCAAUUUAGGAGGUCUGUGCAGGACCUGUGAGAUCUUUGGUGCCAGCGCUCUGGUUCUGGACAGCCUCCGGCACGUCAGUGACAAACACUUUCAGUCCCUGAGCGUCUCCUCUGAGCUGUGGCUUCCUCUCUUAGAGGUGAAGCCAGUGGAGCUGGCUGACUUCCUGCAGGUAAAGAAGAGUGAGGGGUACUGUAUUGUUGGAGUGGAGCAGACAGCCAACAGUCAGAGCCUCCAGGACUACCAGUUCCCUGAGAAGACCCUGCUGCUCCUCGGGUGUCCUGUUUCCUUUUACCCUGUUCAGUCACAGAGGUGCGAGCAGAGCUGUUGGCUUAAACACCCGCCGUGUGAGCUGAAUCUUGAGUGCUCCCUCACAGCUGUGUUCUCCCCGGCACAGCAUGGCCCGGCUCUAAUCUCUCAUCAGGUCGCCAUUAUCUCACCCAGUUGCACUCACUAUAAAUGUAGCACAUCAAAUCCGGCGUUCUGACUGUGUGGCACCCUCCGUGGACUCAUUGAACGCCAAACUCAUU